Molecule: messenger RNA, 1364 nt
Organism: Sceloporus undulatus (fence lizard)
Lineage: Eukaryota; Metazoa; Chordata; Lepidosauria; Squamata; Phrynosomatidae
Gene: AHSA1
Product: activator of HSP90 ATPase activity 1
Exons: 9
Coding region: 89-1114 (341 amino acids)
Biological process (GO): protein folding; positive regulation of ATP-dependent activity
Cellular component (GO): cytosol
Molecular function (GO): protein-folding chaperone binding; ATPase activator activity
Source: RefSeq, a predicted model, not a curated record
UGCUGCUGCUCCCUCCCUCCCUCCCCGGGCGCUCCUUCCUUCUAGCAGCUUCUGGGCCUGGCGGGGAGGCGGUGUUUGUGAGGCGCCGAUGGCGAAGUGGGGCGAAGGGGACCCGCGCUGGAUUGUGGAGCAGCGCGCGGACGCCACCAACGUCAACAACUGGCACUGGACUGAAAGAGAUGCAUCUAACUGGUCAUCAGAGAAACUGAAAAGUCUGUUUCUAGCUGUUAGAGCAGAGAAUGCAGAAGGGACUUGUGAAGUCACAGAAGUGAGCAAAUUGGAUGGAGAAGCCUCGAUCAACAACCGCAAAGGAAAACUAAUUUUCUUCUAUGAAUGGAACAUCAAGCUGGCUUGGACAGGCACCACAAAUACUGGUGUGAAAUACAAGGGACACGUGGAGAUUCCAAAUCUAUCCGAUGAAAAUGACGUUGAUGAAAUAGAGAUUAGUGUUAGUCUUGCCAAAGAUGAGCCAGACACAAAUCUACUAGCCUUGAUGAAGCAAGAAGGCGUAGAACAGAUCAGCAAUGCUUUGAGAACUUACAUCAGCACUCUCAAGACAGAGUUUACCCAAGGCAUGAUCUUGCCCACAGUAAAUGGUGAGCAGUCAAACCCAGCACCUCAUCCUGUGCGCAAAGGUGAUGAUCGCAAGGUCACUGAAUCUGGCAAUACUAGCAAUGCACUUAAAUCCAAAUCUGUAGGAGUCAAGAUACCUACCUGUAAGAUAACUUUGAAGGACACUUUUCUUACAUCUCCAGAUGAAUUGUACAGAGUGUUCAUUACACAAGAGAUGGUUCAGGCUUUUACCCAUUGUUCUGCAGUGGUGGAAGCUGACAAAGGAGGAAAAUUCCAGCUGUUAGAUGGCAGUGUCACUGGUGAAUUCACUGAAUUAGUUCCUGAGAAGCACAUUGCCAUGAAGUGGAGAUUUAAGUCAUGGCCAGAGGGACACGUUGCAACCAUCAACUUGACCUUCAUUGACAGAGCUGGUGAAACAGAAGUCCAUCUGGAAGGGAGGGGCAUCCCAGCCAGAGAAGAAGAGAGAACAAGGGAGGGCUGGCAACGUUACUACUUUGAGGGCAUUAAACAGACAUUUGGCUAUGGAGCCCGAUUGUUUUAACGCUGGCUAAUGCGGAGAGUCUCUACCCAAAGAUUCUACCGUGUGAACUGAUUUGCUUCUUGUCUGUCCCUUUCUUACCUCUGUUUCACUGUUGUGACAAGCAGGAUGGGAGGAUGGCCUUGAAGGCCACUGUGCAGCGCAGAGUCCAGCCCUUCACUGUUUGUGUAUGUCUCCUGCUGCAGGGGAUUCAAAGGUGGAUUCUCAUAAAUGUACAUACACCUGUAUUGCUAAAUAAACAUAACUUAAAGAA